GCCGCCGGGACGGACACGGGCGCGCGGGCUCGGGCGGGCGCCGGCUGCCUCCCUCCCUGCAUCGCUCGCUCGCUCUCCGGCCCGACUGCUCGCCGGCCGGGGGCCGAGCUCGCUCCAGCGCUCUCAGGAAGGAAGAAGUCGGGGCGGCGGGGGGCCGAGGACGCCGACAAGUUCCAGCAGCAGCCGCGGAUCCCGGCCGAGGCGGAGGCUGCGGUUCCGACGGGACAGGAGCGCGCUCCGCGGCAGAGCGCACGGCCAGAGCGUCUGAGGAGCGGGGGGCGCCCGGGCCUUUCGCUAUCCGUGGGGCCGCGGCGGGGAUCCCAUGAGACGCGCCCGCCAGGGGCAGGAGAUCCAAAGCCCGGGCGGCGCGCGGCGGAGGCGGAGGGCGGUGCUGCAGCUCCGGAGGCCGGGAGCGGCCGGCAGGAGGCAGCGGAGAGAACUUGAACUUGGCGUCGGGAGCGGGCGCCCCGGACGCCCCUCGCCGGGGCCGGGGCCGGGGCCGGGGCCGGGGCGCCGAGGGACCUGGGCGGCAUCGCUGCCCCCCGAAUGGCCGCGGCGGCGGACCCGGCUCCCGCGCCGCGGCCCUAGGCGGCCUCUCGCCAUGGCCAAGUGGCUGAACAAGUACUUCAGCUUGGGCAACAGCAAGACCAAGAGUCCCCCGCAACCGCCGCGGCCCGACUACCGCGAGCAGCGGCGCCGAGGCGAGCGGCCCUCGCAGCCCCCCCAGGCCGUGCCGCAGGCCCCCGCGGCUGCCUCCGCGUCCUGCGGUACCGCUGCCGCCUCCUGCUUCUCGGCCUCGUCGGGAUCGCUGCCCGACGACAGCGGCAGCACGAGCGACCUCAUCCGCGCCUACCGCGCACAGAAGGAGCGCGACUUUGAGGACCCCUACAACGGGCCCGGCUCGUCGCUGCGCAAACUGCGCGCCAUGUGCCGCCUGGACUACUGCGGCGGCGGGGAGCCGGGUGGGAGCCAGCGCGCCUUUUCCGCCUCGUCCGCGUCGGGCGCCGCGGGCUGCUGCUGCGCCUCCUCCGGCGCGGGCGCCGCCGCGUCCUCGUCCUCGUCCUCUGGCUCCCCGCACCUCUACCGCAGCAGCAGCGAGCGGCGGCCUGCCACCCCGGCCGAAGUGCGCUACAUCUCCCCGAAGCAUCGCCUCAUUAAGGUGGAGAGUGCCGCGGGCUGUGCCGGCGACCCCCCAGGGGCCGCCUGCUCCGGCGGCCGGACCUGGAGCCCGACGGCCUGCGGCGGCAAGAAACUACUCAACAAGUGUGGCGCCUCGGCCGCGGAGGAGAGCGGUGCCGGCAAGAAGGACAAGGUGACCAUCGCUGAUGACUACUCGGAUCCCUUUGAUGCCAAGAAUGAUCUCAAAAGCAAAGCAGGAAAGGGAGAGAGCGCAGGCUACAUGGAGCCCUAUGAGGCCCAGAGGAUCAUGACUGAGUUCCAGAGGCAGGAAAGCGUCCGGUCGCAGCACAAAGGUGUCCAGUUGUACGACACCCCUUAUGAGCCGGAAGGCCAGAGCGUGGACUCGGACCCGGAGAGCACGGUCAGCCCCCGACUCCGGGAGAGCAAGCUGCCCCAGGACGACGACAGGCCCGCCGACGAGUACGACCAGCCGUGGGAGUGGAACCGGGUCACUAUCCCAGCUCUGGCAGCCCAGUUUAAUGGCAGUGAGAAGCGGCAGUCAUCCCCCUCGCCUUCCCGGGACCGGCGGCGCCAGCUUCGAGCUCCCGGAGGCGGCUUCAAGCCCAUCAAACAUGGGAGCCCUGAGUUCUGUGGGAUCCUGGGAGAGAGAGUGGAUCCCGCUGUGCCACUGGAGAAGCAAAUAUGGUAUCACGGGGCCAUCAGCAGGGGCGACGCUGAGAACCUGCUGCGCCUCUGCAAGGAGUGCAGCUACCUCGUCCGGAACAGCCAGACCAGCAGGCACGAGUACUCCCUGUCCCUGAAGAGCAACCAGGGCUUCAUGCACAUGAAACUGGCCAAAACCAAAGAGAAAUACGUCCUGGGCCAGAACAGCCCCCCGUUCGACAGUGUCCCGGAGGUCAUCCACUACUACACCACCAGGAAGCUGCCCAUCAAAGGCGCCGAGCACCUGUCCCUGCUGUAUCCCGUGGCGGUGCGGACCCUGUGAGCCCCGCGCCGCCCCGCCGGGCCCGGGCGGGGAGGAGCCGGCGCCCCGCCGCCGCCGCCGCCGCCGGCGUGUCCAGUUCGUGUCGUGUGUAUGGUACUAGCACACCACUGCAUGUCUUAGAAUGCUGUCGCCCCUCGCGGGGGGCUGGAGAAGGCCUGGAGAGAGACUGAAGGACAGCCAGCGUGCCGCCCCAGCCCCCACCCCCACCCCCUCCUCGAGUUUCUGUGAAUUAAAAUAUUUGCAAAUCCAAAGAGAUGCCUUCCAGGAUGAACAAAGGAGAGCAGCUCCGAGGGGCGGGGGCGGCAGCUCCCGGGUCGCGGCGCUUUGUUCUCCAGCCGUCAGGAAUUCACACCUGUGUCCCGGGCGCAGUGUUUCCCACUGGGGCCCCCCCUGGCGCUGGGAGCCAAGUGCUGGUGUUUUGAGAGCCCAGAAGGCCCCGGAGUCCCACCUCCCUUCUGGUGUGUGUGUGUGUGUGUGUGUGUGUGUGUGCGCGCGUGCGCGCACGUGAGCACAUUGGUGGGAGAACACGACCACACACAGAUGUAAGCCCACUAAAAUCACUUCCAGUCACUCAGUGUAAUCACUAGGAGAUCUCAGAGGGGUCGUUGUGCAGUCAAAAAAGGAUUCAAUUAUUUAUGAAUAGGGUGUGUAAAUAAAAUAGUCGUUUAAUAUAUAUU
This is a messenger RNA of Dama dama (fallow deer), 2802 nucleotides long. RefSeq names its product SH2 domain containing adaptor protein B (gene SHB). Gene Ontology annotation, molecular function: phosphotyrosine residue binding. Lineage: Eukaryota; Metazoa; Chordata; Mammalia; Artiodactyla; Cervidae. The record is from RefSeq and is a predicted model, not a curated record.